Molecule: messenger RNA, 2356 nt
Organism: Hippoglossus stenolepis (Pacific halibut)
Lineage: Eukaryota; Metazoa; Chordata; Actinopteri; Pleuronectiformes; Pleuronectidae
Gene: hs3st4
Product: heparan sulfate (glucosamine) 3-O-sulfotransferase 4
Exons: 2
Coding region: 831-2105 (424 amino acids)
Molecular function (GO): [heparan sulfate]-glucosamine 3-sulfotransferase activity
Source: RefSeq, a predicted model, not a curated record
CGAGCAUCUGAGAUUUGGAAAUCUGACGUUCAUAGCCCUUACUCGUGCACACAUAGAGGGGGGAAGUGGGUGUACACACUAGUUGUACUGUGUGGCUCUACAGUGCUUCAGUUGAGAUGAGCUCACCCAGCCGAUGCGCACGUCGUAGCACCCUGCCAAUGUGAGAAAGGCGCAAGGACGGCGAGCAGCAGCCCCGGGAGGCAUCGGGAAGAGUGGAUGCUUUUGUGCGAAGGCUGCUGUGGGUUUUUUUUUACGCACAAACUCAACAGAGAGACGCGUAAAGGAUCGUGCGUAUCGUUGGGGAGAUUCGGUGGAUUUGUAGCCUGUGUGAAUGGAUGAGAAUCACCGACUGGACUGGACUGGACUUCGGAGCUGAGCGGCUGAUGAGAGGAAGCCCACUUUGAAUAAAACGCUCUUCUUUUCUUCUUUGUUCCUCUUCUUCGUAAAAUGUCAGGAUUUCGUCCAUCACCCUCUGUCCACUUCAAGCCAUGGGCUGCUCAUUUGGAAGGACGCCAGACCUCCAGCCUCUCAAAUCUGCAAGUUCAGUCCAAUAAAUUGUGACAUUGUCUGUCAGCUUUUGGAAUAAGAAAUCGAUACUGGAGAAAAGGAACGCGGCAUUCUUCCCGGAAUCUUAACGAUCUAUUUAUCCCCCGUCGCCAUAUCCUUAUAAAUAUGCGAUUCGCUUGGAUUUGCUUUGGUCCAGCUUCACGCGUUCGUAGCUGGACCGGCGCUGAUAGUGACUGAUUAUUGCCGUUGAAUUUUUUGUCAAUGCAAGACUCGGGGUGGAAACAUGUCUGGCCACUUCUUUGAGAGGAUCACUGCUAUCAGAGAUGGCAUUUUGGUCCAGCACUUCGGUUUUCACCUCUAAAGUGCCCCGGAAAAUCUUAUUCAUGUUCACCCUCUCCCUCUCUGUCACCUACUUGUUCUACAGCUUGAUGAGCUGCUACAACUCGCUGCAGUUCCCCCUGCAAGAGAACUACGCGUACCAGGGGCGGCUGGUGACGGAGGAGACAACUUUUGUGACAUUGAGGGAGAAACUUUACUCCGCUUCCCAGGGCUUGGCCGAGUUCACCGGGGCCGAGGGGACCACCGCGGUCUCCGCCGUGCGGGACCAUGCCGAGGCCGAGCAGAGGACGGUGGAGUGGAUUAGGACGCAGGCGGCUCCGACUAAAUCUGCGGCGGCGGCGGCGGCGGCUGCUGCUGCUGCGUAUCACACCACCGCGCUGGAGAGGGAGCACCAGGAAUUCAGCACCACGGACAGCGAACUCAGGGUGAACUGCACCUCGGAUUACGGGGAGAAGAAACUUCCCCAGGCCAUCAUCAUCGGGGUGAAGAAGGGGGGGACCCGAGCCCUGCUGGAGGCGCUCCGGGUGCACCCGGACGUCAGAGCCGUGGGGAACGAGCCACACUUCUUUGACAGGAACUACGAGAGGGGGCUGGACUGGUACAAAGACCUGAUGCCUUCGACGCUGGAGGGGCAGAUCACCAUGGAGAAGACACCCAGCUACUUUGUGACUAACCAUGCCCCGAAGCGCAUCCACACUAUGGCCAGGGACAUCAAGCUUAUUAUAGUGGUGCGUAAUCCGGUCACCAGAGCCAUUUCAGACUACACGCAGACGUUGUCCAAGAAACCUGAGAUUCCGACCUUCGAGGUUCUGGCUUUUAAGAACCGGACGCUGGGUCUCAUAGACGCCUCGUGGAGCGCGUUGCGUAUAGGAAUAUAUGCGCUCCACCUGGAGAGCUGGAUGCAGUAUUUCCCGCUCUCCCAGAUGCACUUUGUCAGCGGGGAGCGGCUGAUCGUGGAUCCCGCGGGUGAGAUGGCCAAAGUCCAGGACUUCUUGGGACUGAAGCGGAUUGUCACGGACAAACACUUUUACUUCAAUAAAACGAAAGGAUUUCCCUGUCUGAAGAAGCCCGAGGACAGCAGCACUCCCAGGUGCCUUGGCAAGUCCAAAGGGAGAACUCACCCUAAAAUUGACGCCGACGUGAUUCGCCGGCUGCACAAGUUCUACAAACCCUUUAACAUGAUGUUCUACCAAAUGACCGGACAGAACUUUGAAUGGGAGCUGGGGGACGACAGUGAAUCCCGCAGCUCUCAGGACUAGCAGACUGCAGGAUGGCCCGGCGCAGCCACACCACCAGCCUUCUCACUGAAACUUCUGUUGUCCCGCUUCGUCUACAGAGAGAGUGCUUGAGCACGCCAAUCAGUCAUGGCUGUCUUUGCAGUGUCUGUACCCAUUAGCAAGAGUUUACUGACAUGCUUUUUUUCUCUCCCUCCAAUACUAAUGGUCAUGAUGGAAAAAAAAUCAUUAUUGUACAUACUAAACAUAAAAUAUAUUUAUAUUUGUGAAAAGGA